Messenger RNA from Scophthalmus maximus (turbot), 643 nucleotides. It is a transcript of the gene lyrm2, whose product is annotated as LYR motif containing 2. The record is from RefSeq and is a predicted model, not a curated record. The transcript is spliced from 4 exons. NCBI's taxonomy places the organism in Eukaryota, Metazoa, Chordata, Actinopteri, Pleuronectiformes, Scophthalmidae. The coding region runs from base 118 to 414 and encodes 98 amino acids. Gene Ontology annotation, cellular component: mitochondrion.
GGCGGUGUCCAAGUUGCCGUUCGCAGCCCUCUCGUUGAAACAGGAACCUGACGAGCGAGAUGGCUUCACAAUGACGAAAUGAAAUAGAUAAAACGAUAUCAAUGUUUCACACCUCAUAUGUCGGAUGUUAUAGAUUCAUUUGAUGCUCCAACUGGGAACCGCCUCUUCAGAACAGUAUUGUCUGCUCGUCAGUUCCUGCAGAGGCAGAAAGUGUUGGGGAUUUACAGGAACAUGCUGAGGACCAUACAGCGGGUGCCCGACGAGGCGGACAGGAAGUACCUCAGAGACUGGGCCAGAGGCGAGUUCAAGAGGAACAGGAGCGCCACGGACCAGGACGCUGUCCGGAUGAUGAUCACCCAGGCCAACAACCACCUGGAGGAGCUGCAGUCGUCUCUAGCGUUGGCCAAAAGUUAGCGACUCCUCCACUGUCGCUGUGGACUUCACAGAGGAGAGACUCUGUUGGCGCUGGGGUAACCAAGGAGAUGGUGAAUGCCCGCUCUCACUGUUUUGACUCAUCUGUAGCUACUUGUCAGGUAUGGACCUGAAGGCAUCACCCUGCGUUUUUCCAUCGUGACUUAUUAACAGGGUGCCCGGCUGCUCUUUGUGCUGUAAAAUAAAUUCUAUAUUAAAUGAUGAAACUGCA